UUAUCUCCGAGAAGUCACAAAGGUCGGCCGGGUCGAGGGGUUCGUCGCAUAAUUACAGAAUUGUUCAAUUUAAAUAAAACUCCAUUAUAUUUAACGCGUAAACAUGUUGUCCCGCGCAAUCAAACCAGUUGCCUCCGUGGCUGCUCAAAAUGGAAUUAAAAACUUUUCCACUACAUCACAGAAAAACUUCAAAGUGGUGGUUGCUGGUGCCGCUGGUGGCAUCGGCCAGCCCUUGGCCUUAUUGUUGAAGCAAAAUAAGCUUGUAACCAAGCUGGCUUUGUACGAUAUCGCCCCAGUAACCCCCGGAGUGGCGGUCGACCUCUCUCACAUGGACACCCCGGCCAAGGUCACCGGCCACCAGGGUCCCGACCAGCUCGCUGAUGCCAUCAAAGGUGCCGAUGUAGUAGUUAUCCCAGCGGGCGUCCCCCGUAAACCCGGUAUGACUCGUGAUGACCUGUUCAACACCAACGCAUCCAUCGUACGCGAUCUUGCCGCUAGCGUCGCUAAGAACUCACCCAAAGCUAUUCUGGCCAUCAUAACAAACCCCGUGAACUCCAUGGUGCCAAUCGCCUCUGAGGUCUUGAAGAAGGCUGGUGUGUACGACGCCAACAGAAUCCUCGGUGUAACCACACUAGACGUGGUCCGUGCUGCUGCCUUCAUCGGUGAGAUCAACGGAGUCGACCCUCAGACAGUAUCCAUCCCAGUCAUCGGUGGUCACUCCGGAGUAACCAUCAUUCCCCUGCUGAGCCAGAGCAAACCUGCCGUCAAGUUGACCGACCAGGCCAAGAUUGAUGCUCUUACCCAGAGAAUCCAGGAAGCUGGUACUGAGGUAGUAAAAGCCAAGGCCGGUGGUGGUUCUGCCACACUUUCGAUGGCUUACGCCGGAGCAAGGCUUACUGGAUCUGUACUUAGAGGACUCAAUGGUGAAUCCAACGUGGUGGAGUGCGCGUAUAUCAAAUCAGACCUGACCGAGGCCACAUACUUCGCAAACCCUGUCGUACUCGGCAAGAACGGAGUUGAAAAGAACCUCGGCUUCGGUCAACUCAACGACUACGAGAAGAAACUCCUCAAGGCAGCCAUCCCUGAACUCCAGAAGAACAUCAAGACCGGUGAAGACUUUGCCAAGAAGUAAAGCUUUACACCAGCUACGACCAGGUCGAAACAAAAUGAGUCUUGUAGUGAAUUAAUUAAACAUAGACAGCUGUAUUUUUACCUUUAAACGAACACUGUCGAACUGUUUGUAAGAUAAUUAAAUGAAUAUAUUAGUUGUAAGAAUAAGUGAAUUGUCUUCACAGCCUGGUUGACAACUCUUAGAGAAUUGUCGUAUGAAUAAAUUUUUCUUAGUUUUUUUUUUAUGUUAAAUCUUUGGUUAUUGCAUUUUAACGAAUAUUUAUUGUUUUUUUUUUUUGUGAUACGUGUAUUUUUUUUUUGUCACCGAGUGACUGCAUUGUGCGAUGUGUACCAUUCAAAGAUAUUCAAGUUUAAAUAAACAGAUAUUAUCGUUUUGUUUUA
Molecule: messenger RNA, 1512 nt
Organism: Melitaea cinxia (Glanville fritillary)
Lineage: Eukaryota; Metazoa; Arthropoda; Insecta; Lepidoptera; Nymphalidae
Gene: Mdh2
Product: malate dehydrogenase, mitochondrial
Exons: 6
Coding region: 104-1132 (342 amino acids)
Biological process (GO): tricarboxylic acid cycle; malate metabolic process
Cellular component (GO): mitochondrion; cytoplasm
Molecular function (GO): L-malate dehydrogenase (NAD+) activity
Source: RefSeq, a predicted model, not a curated record